Anolis sagrei ordinatus is the source of this 2709-nucleotide messenger RNA. It is a transcript of the gene TFPI2, whose product is annotated as tissue factor pathway inhibitor 2. Lineage: Eukaryota; Metazoa; Chordata; Lepidosauria; Squamata; Anolidae. The record is from RefSeq and is a predicted model, not a curated record. Gene Ontology annotation, cellular component: extracellular region. Gene Ontology annotation, molecular function: serine-type endopeptidase inhibitor activity. Gene Ontology annotation, biological process: negative regulation of peptidase activity.
GUCCCAUUGGGAGGCGCAGAAGCCCUUCCCGAGAAGAGGCCUGAGUCACCCCAUCGCGGCCCUCCCUCCCUCCUCUCCUCUCCUCCCGGGGAAACCCGGGCUUAGGAUCCGAGCCAGAAGGAGGCGGAGGAAACGCCUGGGCGGCUUAUAAAGGGAAGGCAGCGCGCUGGCCUUCGUUGCGCCUCCGAAAUCCCUCGCCUCGCCAUGGAGCCCACGGCCUCUUCCCACCUGCCGAGCUUGACACGGACUGCUUGCUUCUUCAUGCUUCUGGGGCUGGUUUGUGCCCAGAAGAUGCCCGAAGACAGCAGAAAGAUCUGUCUGCAGCCACCUGUCGAAGGACCCUGCCGUGCAAUAUUUUCCAGGUGGUACUAUGACAGAUACUCACAAGCCUGCAAAGAGUUUGCAUAUGGAGGCUGCGAAGGGAACAACAACAACUUCUUAAGUUGGGAGGAAUGCUCAAAACGUUGCAGCUCAAUUAAAAAAGUGCCUAAGAUAUGCAGGCUGGAGGCUGAUGAAGGAAUCUGUAGAGCUUCAAUACGGAAAUAUUUCUUUAACCUCCAGUCAAUGAGCUGUGAGAAAUUUUACUAUGGAGGAUGUCUUGGAAAUGAAAACCAGUUUGAUGAUGAAGAAUCCUGCAUGGACACUUGCAUGCCGAUAAAAACUGCCCCAUCCUUUUGCUACAGCCCAAAAGAUAAAGGAGUGUGUUCAGCUUCAGAGCCUCGUUUUUACUACAAUACGAAGACAAAAGCCUGCGAGGAAUUCACUUACACAGGAUGUGGUGGAAAUAAUAACAACUUUCGGACUCAAAAAGCCUGCCUCAAGGUCUGCAAAAAAGCAGAGAGAAGGAAACCAAGUUUUUUGAGACGAAUAAAACCCAGCACAUAAGACAAUGAAAUUGCUCCAAAUGAAGAAGUCAGUAGACUGAAGGCACUGUUUUAAGUUACUGGGAAUGUUUUCUGAUGUUACUGUUAUCUGUUGCUGCUAAACAUUUUUAUCAUACUGUAGAGGAGCAUUUUUUGAACUGUAACAAACCAAAGAUGCCACGGUCUAUCAAGGUCAAAUUGUAGACAAUCAACCUUUCUGGAUUGAGACCUAUGGGCAGCACAAGAUGUUCUGCUAGGAGAAACAAACUAACUUUCAAGGUGGCCAACUGCAACAUUCACACUUGCCUUAAGCAGACAAGAGUUCUUUCUUCCACCCUGGACAUUCCACAAAUAUAUAAACCUCAGUUGCCUAGUUUCCAACAGACCUUACAACCUCUGAGGAUGCCUGCCAUAGAUGUGGGCAAAACUUCAGGAGAUAAUGUUUCUGGAACAUGGCCAUACGGCUGGAAAGCUCACAGCAACCCAGUGAUUCUGGUCAUGAAAGCCUUUGACAACACAUCAAACUAACCUUCACCUAGGUGUCUGGCUCUCAUGAAAUAGACUCAAUACAUCUGCAGAACACAAACAUUUUUCUUAACCGUUUAGUUAAUAUGUUUGGUGAACUUUUCUAAUGACUGUUUAUGUGGUCCUACCACCUAUCAUAUUGAUAGGGAUGGACCCAGAGUUUGGAAAUAUUAUGUUGGGACAGUAACCCCUAGAAUCCCCCAGUCUAGCAUAGUCGGUUCUGGAAGCUUUAAUCCAAAAAUCACUCCUCUAAAAAGUGAUAGGCAUAAAUCAUAGCUCAGUGAUAGUUCAUGGGCAUUGAAUGUAGAAACUCCCAGCUUUUGAAAGUUUCUUGUUCUUAUUAAUAUUAAUUUUCUCAAGUUUUAAAAAUAUAAAAGUAAAUUAAUUUGUUUAAUCAUUUUCUUUGCAUGGUUGCAUAGCGAUUGUUCUCCCGUCUUGGGAGGAAGGGCUUAACCAUCCCAAACAUAUGUCAAGACAUAUGGCAUCUUGUCUUUUUUGUAUAGCAGAACAUUGUUAGUUGUUUUUGGCUCAUUCUCAUAUAAGAAAUGAAUGCAUAAUUGUUUACAAGAAAACUGUACUAAGUGAUAUUAAUUCCCCUGCCAUGAUCUAUCACCUACACAUCUGGAAAGCACUGGAUUGGAGAAGAUGCCUUAAAGAACAGACAUGAGAGAAACAUCUAAAUGACAAACACCAUUUGAUAAUCUCAAAGUGUGUGCAAACCUUCUAAGGAACCAAAUCAGAAUUGGUCAAGAUUUUCAGUGUUCAUACAAAAUUGUAAUAUUUGCUGUCAAAGGGGAGAAAUGAGCAAUAUACUUGACUGUUUUACUUAUUUAAAAAAGAAAACUGAUUAGCUGCUUAAGGGGUUAUUUUUGAUGUUGUUUACUGUGGCAUUAUUUUUCAGUAUUACCAUUUUGACAUUAUUCACUAUAAAGCCACAGGUUAUUACCAUGACUGAGUACAUUUCUAUGUGACAGUUACAAUGGAGAAUUUCAGGCAGAAAACUAUUUGUAAGCUGGAAACACUGCAAAUUGGAAUUUAUUAAAUAUUUGGGGUUCCUUUCCUUUCUUUGAAGCAACCACCAUUACCACUUACAAACUGCAUUUCUGGUUUAUUUUAUUAACUUCUUAAUAUUUACUGAGGUUUUCCCCUUCUUGUGUAAAGAGAAAAUUACUUACUUUCAUCCCUUAUUGACUUUUCCCCAGAUUCCAUGUCCUCGUUUUCUUUGCAUGUGGGUCUGGUAGUAUUGUAAUCCCGUAGGAAUGUGUAAAAUCACUGUGUUUUAAGUGGAAGUAAAUAUUAAUAAAAUAAUCUGGUUCUGUAA